AUGCGAGUAUAUUUAUUCGUCAUUUUUACACUGCAAUGUUAUACAUCGAUCGGAGCUCAUUCAAAGCUAACAAUCGAUGAAUUCUUUAAUGCAACUAGUUUUCAAUCAGUGAGUCUCUCUCCAAAUGGUCAACACCUAUUGGUAUACACUAGAAAACCCGCAUGGGACUUAAACUCAUAUGACAACAGUUUAUGGUUAUAUACAACUGAUGGAUCGAAGAAAGAAUUAAUUACUACACAAUAUUCUGUAUUCAUGGAACCGAAAUGGUCACCCAGUGGAGAUUGGUUCUUCUACUAUGGUAAUGAUAAAGUUACGGCUAAUUCAACAGAUGAUCGUGAACUUUAUCGACAUUCAGGCAACAAAGAUUCGAAAAGUCAGCAGCAGAUUCAUGUCUAUAGUGUUACGUCAGACGAAUUGUUAUCGAUUGAUAUUGGCAAAGCAACACCAUCAGCUUUGACAUGGUCGGCCACUGAUUCAUCGCUUUACUUUGCUGCACAAUCAACAGAAUCUACAGAAGAUGCUGAUCGUUUGUAUGAAGCUGAAUGGAAAGAUGUUAUUGAAUAUCGUCGGCGUAAGCCUAACUAUGGUAGUGUUAUUCAACGAAUUGAUAUCAAACGAAAACAUGGAAAAGUCUCUGUCAAACUUCAUUCUAUCAAACAUGUCGAUUUCAUUGUUAGUGAUCUAUUAUUGAUUCCAUCUGAACAUAAAAUUGUUUGCGUCUCAAUGCCGGAAAUGUUCGAAAAUUUAUCUGAUAUAGAUAUUUAUGCGAUAGAUUUGCACGAUACUUCAUCGUUAAUAAGAUUGACGAACAGCCAAGCCAUUGAAACUAAUCUACAGCUAUCGGCAGAUGGUAAACAUGUGUUUUUUCAAGUUUAUCCAGUUAAAUUGAACAAUGAAACAUUCUCUAGUGCGCAACCACAACUUUACUCGAUUGAUUUAACAAAUGGACAUAUUGAACAAUGGGGAAAAGGUUUCCAAGGAGCCGUUCGAGAUUAUACUAUUCGAUCUGAAGGUGGCGUUUUUAUAUUGGGACAGUUAGGAACUAAUGUGCAUGUGUACAUUCAACAAUCAGUAUCGCAAUAUGCAUGCUUAGCACCUGGUUGGCAUGGAUCGUAUCGAUCGAUCUCAUCGUCAAAGUUAGAGCAAUAUUCAUCGGCUGCUUUUCUAUAUUCCUCGUUCGAUCGUCCGGAAGAAGUGUAUUUUACUAAACAUAUCGAUGGACUUCCUUGGGCAAAACCAGUUACUCAUGAAAAUCAGUUGUUGGCAACACGAAGUUUACCACGAGCUAAAUUGUACAGAUGGAUCAAUCAUGACGAUAAUCGUAUGAUCGAAGGUAUUCUACAUUAUCCGCCAGGAAAACUCGGACACAAAAACUUACCUCUGUUCGUUCUCAUCCAUGGUGGUCCAUCUGAGGCAAGUAUGAAUAUGCUUCAUGCAGAUUAUUAUACUUGGGCUCCAUUAGCUGCUACGGAAGGUUGGCUAGUACUCGAACCUAAUUAUCGAGGAUCAACGGGUUAUGGUGAUCAGUUUCUCAAUGAAAUUUCUGGUCAACUAUUAUCUCGACCAGGAAGAGAUAUUCUUGCUGGUGUUGAUAGUCUUAUAAGCGAUGGCAUUGCUGAUCCAACUCGACUUAACAUUGGUGGCUAUAGUUUCGGUGGAUUUCUAACGAAUUGGUUGAUUACACAGACAACACGUUUUAAUGCUGCUCUAUCCGGUGCUGGGCCAGUCGAACACAUUUCUAUGUGGGGUACCACGGAUUUUCCCGUGUAUGUUAAUACUUUAUUCCGCGGAUUCCCAUGGGAAGUACCAGAAAUCUAUGAAAAAGAGUCAAUUAUGAGUAAGUUAAAUGCAGCAAAAACACCUACACUCAUCAGCACUGGCACAAAUGAUAUUCGAGUUCCUGCUGAUCAAAGCUAUAUUUUAGAACGUAGCUUAACUUAUUUAGGAGUGCCUGUGAAAUUAUUACUAUUUCCUGAUGAAGGUCAUACGCUUAGUAA
Rotaria socialis is the source of this 1997-nucleotide messenger RNA. Lineage: Eukaryota; Metazoa; Rotifera; Eurotatoria; Philodinida; Philodinidae. The record is from the annotation of a GenBank genome assembly.